AUGUUUGAAGCAGUUUUCCGUUUGUGUAUAUUCCUACCUUACAUCUCCGGACUGAUUCUGCCGUUAACGAAAUCCGACGGUACAGCCGACCUUACCAGUAUCUUGAGUCACAUCACUCUCCUCGAACAGACUGUGGACACUCUUCACAAUGACACAAAUAGGUUGCAGAUUGAUCUACGGACUACGAACGAAAGACUCCAGCUCACACAGGCUGAUCUGAAUAUUACAAGACAGGAACUACAGACGUCUCGAACAGACCUGCAGGUAACUCGAACAGAUCUGAAUAUUACAAGACAGGAACUACAGACAUCUCGGACAGAAAUCCAGGCAACAAAGGUCGACCUUCAACAUACACAGACCGAUCUUCAAACUACAAAGAAAGACCUUCAGACCGCCCAGACAGACCUCAUGACAAAGGGUUUACAACUGAAACAUUUGAACUCAGUGUCCGAAACCAGCGCCGUGGCUUUCCAGGUUUUUGUGUCAAGUUCCUACAACGUAACAUCACUAGACCCCGUGGUGUAUGACAGCAUCAUCUACGACACUGGAUCUGGCUACAACACCACGACUGGGAUGUUCACAGCACCAGUGAACGGAACCUACAUGUUCUGGAUACAGUUGGGCAUUCUUCUCCAAAGGUUCCCUCCAUCGACUUCGAUCAAACAAUCGGGAAAGACAAUCGGCAGUGGUUGGGCUGCAUAUUCUUCUUCCGAGGGCGCAGUUUCCGCUACAUGUGUCAGUCAUCUGCAGAAGGACGAGGAGGUGUGGGUGCAGUUUGAACAGUUCCGUGGAGAUAUUCCAAUAACAGUCACCGUUCGUUCAGGCAGCUAUGUAGGAGAUGCGAUAUCUUUCAUUACAGGACAUCUGCUUCAACAGUUUUGUCUUAUUCAUCCAAACUUCAUUGGCCUUCAGUUCUUACAAUAA
Messenger RNA from Haliotis rubra (blacklip abalone), 924 nucleotides. RefSeq lists its product as uncharacterized. The record is from RefSeq and is a predicted model, not a curated record. The transcript has 2 exons. Gene Ontology annotation, molecular function: protein binding. Lineage: Eukaryota; Metazoa; Mollusca; Gastropoda; Lepetellida; Haliotidae. The coding region runs from base 1 to 924 and encodes 307 amino acids.